GUGUCAAAGGUUGCACACAUUGUGCGGCGCGGUUUACUUCUGUUUUCACAUAGCAAUGAAUGAAUUUACUACUUAGAGCGUGUCCCCAUACUCAAAAGAGUCGUUUUCACAAACAUUAGAGAAGUUAUUUUUUUGAAUUUGCAUCUACAGCACAUCACGAUAAUCGCACGUGACCUGAAUAAAGAUGGCUGGAAUAUUAUUUGAAGACAUUUUUGAUGUAAAAGAUAUAGAUCCAGAUGGCAAGAAGUUUGACAGAGUCUCUCGUUUGCACUGUGAAAGUGAAUCGUUUAAAAUGGAUCUUAUCUUGGACGUAAAUAUUCAAAUCUACCCAGUGGAUCUCGGCGACAAAUUCAGGCUGGUUAUCGCCAGCACUUUAUAUGAGGAUGGUACACCAGAUGAUGGAGAAUACAACCCUCAAGAUGACCGACCAUCCAGGUCAGACCAAUUUGAGUAUGUCAUGUAUGGAAAGGUUUACAAGAUAGAGGGUGAUGAAACCUCCACAGAAGCAGCUACACGCCUGUCUGCAUAUGUUUCUUAUGGUGGCCUUUUAAUGAGGCUUCAAGGAGAUGCCAACAACCUUCACGGCUUUGAAGUGGAUUCUAGAGUUUACCUUCUGAUGAAGAAACUGGCAUUUUGAGUGUAUUCUAGUUUGGAAAAAUUUUAUACUUCAAUUUGUUAAACAUUUCUGUUGGAAAAUCAUUCAUCUGUUAAAUCUGUAUCAUCAAAACAAACUCCCUACUUACUGUAAAUAAACCGUUUUUUAAUA
Periophthalmus magnuspinnatus is the source of this 766-nucleotide messenger RNA. It is a transcript of the gene polr2h, whose product is annotated as RNA polymerase II, I and III subunit H. The transcript has 6 exons. NCBI's taxonomy places the organism in Eukaryota, Metazoa, Chordata, Actinopteri, Gobiiformes, Gobiidae. Gene Ontology annotation, molecular function: DNA-directed RNA polymerase activity. Gene Ontology annotation, biological process: DNA-templated transcription. The record is from RefSeq and is a predicted model, not a curated record. Bases 185 to 637 code for a protein of 150 amino acids. Gene Ontology annotation, cellular component: RNA polymerase I complex; RNA polymerase II, core complex; RNA polymerase III complex.